AUGAAUAAUAGCAGCAAUAAUAAUAGUAUGGAUAGUAUAAUAGAUAAUAAUAAUCAAAUAAAAAAUGAAAUUCUUUUUUGGAAAGUAUUUCAUAAUAAAUAUUUGUUUUUUUUUAUAUUUUCAAAAUUAAAAAAUAGAGAAUGUUUUACUAAAACUUAUAAAGAAAUUUAUAAAGUUGGUGAAAUUUUAAAAAAUGGCUCUAUUUCUUCAUCCUCCUCUUCAUCAUCCUUUUUGGAACUAUUAUUAGAUAAAGUUUUAAAUGAACAAUAUUUGGUAUUUGAAAAUGUAUCAGUUAUUAAACAAUUACUUCAAAAUCCAUUCUUUAAAAACAACGAACCAUUCUUCACCAAAUUAAGAGAUUAUUAUAAACUCAAUCAAAUAUUAGUAGAUAGUAAAGAUAACUUACCAAUAGGCCAGCUCCCAAUAGGUAUUCAUGAAUUAGAUAUAGUUUAUUUAUCAAUUAUCAGUUGCAAUGUAUCAUCACUAAAAGUAUUUUACAAUAGUUCCUCUUCGGUAUCAAAUAAAAACCAACUUUUAUAUAUUGGGGAAGCCAUAAAAUAUCAAAAUUUAGAAACCCUUGAUUUUGUUUAUAAAGCAGCAAUCCAAAGCAAUAACAAUACAAAUGAAAUUAAUGAAUAUGUUCAAAAUCUUCCCUAUUUAUUAUUUUUCGAUCAACCAAAUACUGAAAUUAUUAGAUAUGCAAUCAAACAGAUGAAUAUCAAGUUUUCACCAUCAAAAAUUCCUUUAUUAACAUUUUUCAAAGUAGAUAUUGAACUGGUCAAGGAAUUAAUGGGUACAGAUGCAGCUUCACAAGUUAUACAAAUUGAACAACCUAUAUCAACAUUUCAAUUAUUUUACUAUGAUUGGUUCCAGGGUACAAUCAAAGAUUUAAUUCAUCACUCGAUGGCAUUACAAUUAAUAGAAAAAAUCUAUAGAAAUCAAAUCCAAACUACACCAGCCAUUCCAUCACUAUUUGAAGAGUUAAAUAACUAUGUUAAUCGAGCUAAAGAUAUUCAAAACUCAUCUCUCAAACUAUAUGAUCUAUCAAAUGACGAACUCGUAUUCAAAUUACUAAAGGUCUAUAUUGAAAUUCUUUUAACUAAAUAUAUGGAUUUAGAUUACUUCUUUCACAACGAUGGUAAAAAGAAAUCACCAUUAUAUUACUUGGUAGAAUACUCUGUUAGAUUUAAUAAUAUUAAUAUAUUAGAUACAAUUAUAAACCCACCAAAACAACAAUCAGAUCAAUCAAACGAUAACAACAACAAUAGUAACAAUAAUAUUUCAAUCUAUUCAGUUAUAAUAGAAAAAUCAAUAGAAUAUUGUAAUGAACAAUUAUUUAAUAUUGCAAUUAACCGAUUAUCAUUAAAAAGAAAAUUCUCAUUCAAUAUAAAAUCAAAUGGAAUAUUUAAAAAAUUAUUAAACAACUCCUCCUCAACUAAUAACAUAAAUAGUAUUAAAUCAUUUAUUGAUAAUUGCAUAAUUAAUAAUAUUGAAAAAAUUGAUAUUAGCAGCUUUUAUACAAUUUUAUUACAAUUAGAUAAUUGGGAAAUUAUUGAAUACUUUUAUAACAACAGAGGUAAAAUUAGUUAUAUACAUUGUUCAGUAUUAAAAUAUGUAGAAUCACCAGAAACUUUAGAAAGAAUAUUAAAUCAACAAAGGGAAAAAUUCUAUAGCACUUGGGAAAUAAAAGAAUUAUUUAAUAGAGAUAGAUUAGAUUUAUUAAAUAUAAUCGAAAAGUACACUAAAGAACAAAAUAAAAAUGUUAACAACAAUAACAAUAAUAAAGGAAUCAUUGAAAAUUUAAAGACAAUUAAAAACAAUCAAGACUUUGCAAAUGAAAAAAUUAAAGGAAAUAAUACAAAUUUUAAAUUAAUAGAUUAUUUAAUUGAAAAUGGCUACAAUAUUCCAUAUGACACAGUUUUAUUAGAUAUGGCAGAUGAAAUUAAAAGCUCUGAAAAUCUUUCAAAAAACUUACUAAAGAAAUUCAAGUAUCUUUUAGAUUUAAAUGAUCUACAUCCAACUAGACCACAAUUCAAAUACGGUGCAGGUUUCUCCGCUGCAAUGGUAUAUCCAUCUAAUUUAGAGAUCAUCUUAUUUAUAAAAGACUAUAGACCAUGGGAAUUAGUCAGGAACAAUGAUGAACCACCCAAAUUCAAAUAUUAUAACCCAGCAUCAACUAAUUUUUUUUAUUAUCUAAGUGGCAACCCAACUCAAAAUAUUAUCAAGUUAUUUUUAAAAACUGGUAGAUAUAAUCUUCUUUUAGAUUAUUUAAAAUUCAAAAAAGAUUCUAUUAAUGCAGGGAAUAAUGAUGACAUGGAUGAUGAACAAUUUUCAAAUAAUAUUAUUGUUAAAUUGUUAGAUUCAGAAAGACCAGAUAAACUUACAAUUCCAUAUAAAAUUUUUAAAGAGUAUCUUUUAUAUGAAAAAAAUCAUUACUUCCAAUCACCACAAUCACCCGACCAGAUCAGGCUUAAAAAUUAUUUAGAAAAUUUAUUAAAAGAAUCAGUAAAAAAUGCAAAUUUAUCGGUAAUCAAAUUACUUUUUAAAUUAUAUCCAACAUAUUUUAAUUACAGUUCAGUUGAUGAAUUUUUCCAAAAUAAUAGACACUUUUUUUUAAAAAAUAUGAUACUUACUGAUGAACUAGUUUGUUUAGGAAAAUUAUUAAAUAAACUAUUUCCAAUACCCAUUUCAGAAGUAACAACUUUAUGUACAGGCGAUCCUGGUUAUGAUUACCUAAAUUAUGGAUUUUCAAUAAAAACAACAUGUAUUGUCGAUCUUAACUCUUUGAAAAUUGCGUCCCAUGAAAAAAAUAGCAUUAUAAUAACCUAUGAUGAUUUAAAAUGUUUUGAAAUAGGUUUAUAUGAAAUACAUUUAAGUAAUUUAUAUUUAGAUAUAGAUGCUUUAGGUACCACUGAUGACAAAAGAGUAGCUACUAAAAUUUAUUUGGAUGAUUGUACUUUUAAAGAUCAAAGAAUUUCAUCAAUCGGAAACUCAAUACCAACAGCAACAGAACAUUUGAGUAUUGCAGUUACCGAUACUUCAAAUUUACUUUUUAUUCCAUUCUCUUCUUUAAAAUAUUUGAAAAUAUUUAUUCUUGCAUAUAAAAAUAUUGAACAAUAUUUCCCAAAAAUAGAAAAUGACCUCUCAACUUCAGAUGAAACAAAUUUCUAUAAUGU
Messenger RNA from Dictyostelium purpureum, 3176 nucleotides. RefSeq lists its product as uncharacterized. The annotation marks the transcript as partial. The record is from RefSeq and is a predicted model, not a curated record. The transcript has 5 exons. NCBI's taxonomy places the organism in Eukaryota, Evosea, Eumycetozoa, Dictyosteliales, Dictyosteliaceae.